CGGCCGCUCCGGCUGGCCUCAGUCGACCGCGACAUUCGGUCCGCGAGAUACGAUUCGAGUCUCGGAUCACCGAACGUCGGACUCUUCUCUUGCCGAACGAAGAUCGAACGAAGAUCGAAUGGGUUCAAGAAUCUCGCUGGGAAAAGAUCUUCGAGCCUUUUGCCUCUUUAACGUCUUCCUAAUCGGCUAUGAGAUCGAUGAAAAGGACAAACGAAGUUCUGCCAAAUUACAUUUUACGCUUCGAUGAAUGAAAUAAUUCGAGCGAAUACUUCGAAAACGGAUUCUGUUUAUUAGAGAGAGAGAGAGAAGAAAAAAACAAAAAAGAAAAAAAAAAAACCAAACAAAAUAAAAAGAAAAGAAAAAAAAAGGAAAAAACAAUAAAAAUAAAAAAAAGAAAUUAAAAAAAGAAAAAAAGAAAACAAGAAAACAAAAACAGAAAAAAGGAAUCAACAAAGCUCGAAAAACUUUCGUACGGUUUUUGUGGCUAAAUCGGUUCCGCCGGUAGCCACGUGUUUGACUGAUGUCUCGAUCGUGGAGAAAAGAUCAUCAUAGUGAUCGUGCGUCGUGGACCGGCAUUUCGACAGCCAUGUGUUCCUGAUUUUCGAGAAAUUUUGUCAAAGAUAAAAAAAAAAAAAAAGAGAGAGAGAGAAAUAAAAGGACGUUCGAAAAAGAGUGGGUGUUAUCUAUGACGAUAAUGAUGCCGAUAAUGUAAGCUAUCUAGCUGGUAUCGAUUCUUAGGUAGACGAAAUGACGAACGACGGGAGAUUGUUAUUAUUGUUGGCAUUGCUGAUGGCGUACGGAUUGCUUGCGGUCGAAUCAAGGUAUCGCGAGGAUACUGCUCUCGAGGCAAGAAGACAUCGGCACAGACACAGGCAUGAAACAUCGGCUAGCAGAAGAAAUCAUCAUGAGCCGAUUGACAGACGAUCGAGUUGGUCGCGAGAAUUGGAUUACGAAUACGACGAUAUGGAUGAUGAUUCCAGACAAGACGACGAUGAGUACGGCGAUGAGGAAGAUUACGAUGGUAUUAGAUCUUACGAGGAAAGGUUAUAUCCAAGACCUAGAGGGAAGAAUUAUCAGGAAAGAAUUUUCGAAUCUAAAUAUCCAAGACGUCAUCGAGAAAGUUAUCACGGUUGGUAUCACGACGAAGAAAAACGUCGGACUUCCUCAAGAUAUAAUUGGAAGAAUCGUCAUAGGUCAAGAUUGGGAAGACUCGGUAGGAAUAGACACAGAGGAAGCUAUUCGAGAAAUCGUGAAGCUUUUCGCGAUGAUUUUAACGAGGAGAACGAGGAGGAGGAUGAGGAAGAGGAAAGGUCAGCGCGUCACUACGAGGAUGAUUCUGGUCCGGAUAAUCAUUAUUCUUCCUACUUACCUUGGAGAAAUUCCAAAAAGCACAGGAGCAAUUGGAGAAGAGAUUGGAGAAGCAAUAGGCAAAGUUCGAUUGGUUAUCGUAACGGAAAGAAAUUCUACGGUGCGAGCGACCUCGAUAGCAUGAGAAAAUUUAGAUUGGACGAUCAGAGAAGAAGGAGAACGAACUUGACCGAAAGAAUUUUAGAGGAUUAUAUGGAGAACGAGAAGGAGGAGGAGGAAGAGGAUGAUAUCUGGAAGGAAGCCGAGAAAGAAGAGGAAGAGGAUGACGACGCCGACAAUGAAAAUGCCGAGGAGGAACUCGAUAAUGAUUUUUACAAAAAUGAAAAUAAGCCGCCGUUGUACAGCUACGACGAUAUUAUCAGGAGACUUACGUCGGAUGAUCCUAGCACGGCGAAGCCGACGGUGAAAAGGGAUUACAGGAACGUUGGUAUAGAAAAGUAUCCUUUGCGCAUAUCGUACAACAACAACAGUGCCUCCAGAAAUUUUACUCGUCCGAAGGUCGUCGGCUCUUCUUAUGUAGCCGGCGCGUCCAGUUAUUUUGUAAAUAAAAAGCCGUCGAACGGAGAGGAGGUAGUGGAUAGGAACGUCGCGAUGAUCAAGUCCGCGAGUGCAGAGAUCAAACGUAAGCCCUCGAAGAACGUGAUCAGUGUCGUGGUUAAAGACGAUGACGAGCAUUCCGGAAAAGCUAAGACAAAGAGUCUCGAGCAGGAAUACGAUGACUACUUGAACACCGAGGACAACGAGAAGGAGGAAGAUCUUAUUAAAGCCGGCGUCGAAGAUGAUUCCGGCAUGCAAUCGGACGUCACUAACACGGAUUACAACGACAAUGAAACCACGAACGAUCAGAAGAGCACGAGUACAACGACGACUACUACGAGCACCACUACUACCAGCACUACUACCACAACAACGACCACACCUAAGCCUACGCUUACUCAGCACUUCGACUACAGAGAUUCAAGAGCUUACGACAGUGGUACCAGCACCCAAUACAACGGCUACCAAGCGAAAAACGACUACCCGCCUAUGUCAGCUCACAGCGUUCACAAGUGGCAGUCCCUGGGCACUCGAGAGAGCGUUAAAGAGACCAGAAGCAACAUGCAGCAAUAUAACAAAAACGGCAAGACUGCACAAAUCAAGGAUGCUCUACAAUACGCGAUAAAAGUAUCUAAAGAAGGUAGCUGUCAGUGGCCACGUCCAAGAGUUAUUCCGGUUCGCGAUGUCUACCCGAGUCCAUCGACCACCUACAUUCCACACUGCGCCAUCUUGCACAGGUGCUCGGACGAUACCGGAUGUUGCAGAUCGGAAGCACUCACCUGUGUGCCUAAACACUCUCAUCGUGUUGAACUAUCUUUUUACAUGACAAACAUCGCUGGUACAAGCGUGGUUGAAAGAUUAUCUUUUUACAAUCACACGGAAUGCGAAUGUGUAGAGAAAAUAGAAUACGAUACGAACGAGAAGUCCCUCGAGCAGAGAUUCUACCGGCAUCAUCAGCUCUCUCCGCAGCCGCAAAAUAUGAGGAGAGCACCGCCAAGAAAAUCGUGCCGAUGUCCCUCGGAAUUCACGCCGAAAAUCACGCCGGACGGAGAGUGCCAAUGUUACUGUUACGAACAUAAUCAAAACUGCAUCAAAACGAAACGUGGAAAGGGAUAUUUUUCUUUGAGCGACAGAUUGUGUAUUCAAAAUAUCGAAUGUGCAAUACCUAUCUGUGAAUAUGGUGAGUAUAUGAGACGAGAAGGUAAAUGUCCUAGAAAAAGGGACAAGUUCGACGCGAUGGCCAAUUUCGGUAUGAGCUUCAAUCAUCGAUAUAGAAGUUAGAAAAAGGAAAACGAUUGACUUGACAAUAGAAGAAACAAACAACGAAAAAAGCAGGAAUAAUGAGCGCAACGUAAUGCGUUAUAACCCGACGGUGCCAUUUACUUUGUCUUUUUUUUUUUUUCAAGUGCCUUUGACGGAGAGACUUACUAUAUGAUAUACAUGUAUAUAUAUAUAUAUAUAUAUAUAUAUAUAUAUAUAUAUGUAUGUAUAAAAUAUAUAUAUAUAUAUUCUCACACAUACGCGAUUAUGUAUAAAAUGUAUUACGCCAUUCUUAGAUGAUAGAAGUCGCAUGAUCACGUUCUGAUUAUCGUCCCCCACCCUUUCUCUUUCUCUACAAUUUCAUUUUCUCUUUUAGUUACCUUUCUUUUUUAAUAUACGAACUUAUUAGCUCCGAAAAAAAAAAAGAAAAUACAUCGACGAUCGAAUAAAACUCAUUUCUGAUGGCUCAUGUUUAUUUGAACGUCCGAUCACGCACACUUCUAUUCUACUUAUAAACGUAACAUGAUUCGAAGAAAGUAAGUAGGUCGGAUCGAUUAGAAUCAGCCUGUUAAAACUUUCCUUGGGAUACGAUCUCCGUCGAUCAUUUCCGACUUCAAAGGAACUAUCUAUCUUUGAAUUUAUCUUCCCUCCAUUUCCUAUUUCCCUUUGAACGCGAGAAAGUACAGGAUGAUGAUACGAAGAAACGAUGAUACGAAUGUCGUGCUAAAGUUUUGAGCAAAAAAAAAAAAACGAAUUACUUUGCGAUACCGUCGACGUGUAAAGCAAAUGUAAUUUCGUAUUUUGUGAUGUAACAUAACGUGCAUAAUGUCCUAUGAAUGAGAUAACUGUAUCGAAAGAGAACGUAGAUUUGAACUGUUGCGCGACGUAUAUUUUAAUUUAAUUCGUAAUUUUAAUAGCGAGAUAUUGCUCGCGUUUUUUUUUUUUUUUUUUUUUUUUUUUUUUUCAUAGUUUACGCUAGAACACGAGCCUAGUCUGAGGAUCUGUCUCUCUUCUCUAAGAAAAACUCUUCUCCCGAGAGAAACUAAUAAUACUAACAUGUUAAGAAAAAAAAAGGAAGAAAAAAGAAAAAAAAAAAAGAAAGAAAAAAGAAAGAAAAAAAAAAAGAUAAACGCACACA
Molecule: messenger RNA, 4303 nt
Organism: Vespa mandarinia (Asian giant hornet)
Lineage: Eukaryota; Metazoa; Arthropoda; Insecta; Hymenoptera; Vespidae
Biological process (GO): hemocyte migration
Cellular component (GO): membrane
Molecular function (GO): growth factor activity
Source: RefSeq, a predicted model, not a curated record